ACGGCCUUUGCAGGCCCAGCCUGUGCCUUUUGGCGGCCUCUCCAGGCCCUGAACUUCCUCAGGCCGGCCCCUCCAGGCCCAGUUGCGGCCUCUCCAGGCCCAGCUCCUCCUGCCGGCGGCCUCUGCAGGCCCACGCUGGCCUCGAGUCUCGGCCUCUCCAGGGCUCGCUCGCUCCUCCUGCCUGCCACUGGCCUCUUGAGGCCCAGCCCCGCUCACGCCUCUGGGCGGGCUCCUCAGGCCCAGGACUUGACCUCCGUUCGGCCUCGCCAGGUCCAGCCUCCUGCCUCCCGAAGGCCUGUACAGGCCCAGCCUCUGUCUCUCAACGGACUCUCCACGCCCAGCUCUCGCCUGACUGCGGCCUCCCCAGGCCAGAGCUCCUCUUGCCUUUCGGCAGCUCCGCCGCGCCCCGCUCCUGUCUCCCAGUGGCCUCGUUAG
Messenger RNA from Cercocebus atys (sooty mangabey), 435 nucleotides. RefSeq lists its product as uncharacterized. The transcript has a single exon. The record is from RefSeq and is a predicted model, not a curated record. Lineage: Eukaryota; Metazoa; Chordata; Mammalia; Primates; Cercopithecidae. The annotation marks the transcript as partial.